Molecule: messenger RNA, 1808 nt
Organism: Triticum aestivum (bread wheat)
Lineage: Eukaryota; Viridiplantae; Streptophyta; Magnoliopsida; Poales; Poaceae
Product: calmodulin-binding receptor-like cytoplasmic kinase 2
Exons: 6
Coding region: 127-1413 (428 amino acids)
Biological process (GO): protein phosphorylation
Molecular function (GO): ATP binding; protein kinase activity
Source: RefSeq, a predicted model, not a curated record
UGACGCGCCAAACUAAACAAUCGUCGUCCAUCAAAGCCACCGCUUUCCGCAGCAAUAGCGAAGCCAGCGCGUCGUCCCGCUCCUUCCCUCUCCUCUCCGCGGCUGCCGCCUCGCCACGCCACCUCCAUGAGGAGCAGCAGCAGCAGCGGCAGCGCCGGCUCGGCGCCCAGGAGGAGGCCGAUGAGCGACCUCAUCGGCGGCAGCGACGACCUCUCCCGCUACUCCGUCGCCACCACCACCGCCUCGUCCGAGCGCUCGUCCGGCAGCGUCCGCGGGGCAGCCGCCUUCCUCGACGCCUUCCGCUCCUGCUUCGCCCCCGGGGACGCGCGCUCGCCGGAGACCUCCCUCUCCGACGUCGACUUCGACGCCUCACACCAACACUCGCAGUCGCUGAGCUCUCAAGGUUCUACCAGCGGGAGCACUUUCGAGAGCAGGAGAUCAGCUAGGGGACUAUAUGGCUCCACCCUCAGGAACUCUUCAGAGAGGGAGGUACCCGGCGAUAGGAAGUUCACCUUGCCAGAGAUCCAGAAAGCAACGAAGAACUUCUCACCCAACCUCAAGAUUGGGCAGGGUGGUUCUGGGACAGUGUACAAGGGUCAGCUCAGCGAUGGCACCCUCGUCGCCGUCAAACGGGCCAAGAAGAAUAUGUAUGACAAGCAUAUGGGCCACGAGUUCCGGAACGAGAUAGAGACGCUGCGAUGCAUCGAGCACCUGAAUCUGGUCAGGUUCCAUGGGUUCCUUGAGUUUGGUGGUGAGCAGUUGAUCAUUGUGGAGUAUGUUCCCAAUGGCAAUCUUCGAGAGCACCUUGAAGGUCUGAAUGGAAAAGUUCUGGAGUUCUCCGUGAGGUUGGAAAUCGCGAUCGAUGUGGCCCACGCCAUUACCUAUCUUCACACCUACUCUGAUCAGCCGGUCAUCCACAGGGACAUCAAAUCCUCAAACAUUCUUCUCGCAAACAACUGCCGAGCUAAGGUUGCUGACUUUGGAUUUGCGAAACUGGCUCCGACUGACGCUACCCAUGUCUCUACUCAAGUCAAAGGAACAGCAGGGUACCUUGACCCAGAGUAUCUCAGAACAUACCAGCUCACUGAGAAGAGUGAUGUCUACUCCUUCGGAGUGUUGCUAGUGGAGUUGGUUACUGGGAGGCGCCCGAUCGAACCUAAAAGGGCUAUCGUCGAACGUGUCACAGCAAAAUGGGCAAUGGAAAAAUUCUCGAAGGGCGAUGCGAUAUUAACACUGGAUCCAAAUCUGGAAGUGAACGACGCGACGAACCUGGCGAUCGAGAAGAUGUACGAGCUGGCCCUGCAAUGCCUAGCUCCCAAGAAGAGGAACCGGCCGAGCAUGAGGCGGUGCGCAGAGAUCCUGUGGAGUAUACGUAAAGAUUACAGGGAGUUGGCUCAACCAACCUCCUCUUGAACCAAAGCAGCUCAUAUGGAGCAACCAAGAAAACAGAAUGCAACAACAUCCCCAGUUUGCCUCACUUCAAUUCAAAGCAUGGAGGCAUGGAUCAACCGACCGCUGAGCUACGGGUUGCCAAGCUGUGAAUGGGACCUGUGGCCUUCCUAGAAAUUGUGUGCUUAUUAGGUAUCAGCUAGGAAGAGUUACAUUGAAGUUUCUCCUACACAGCAGUACACGUAGAAUAGUCGCCAUAGCAAGCACAAGCAAUUUCAAAUAUGACUUGAAUAUACGAUGGUGUCUGUAUGUUAUAGAAGGAAGAUGAUUUCUGAGGAGAGCAUGCAUUUCCCAUGUAUUAGAUGCGUUCUCCUGUAUAUGAUGAACAAAAUUCAACAGCAGUGGUAUAUCUUACUUUU